CUCUCUUCUCCUCCAUUAAACAAAUCUAAAGUGAAAGCAAAAAAGAGAACCCAACCCCUCCUCCUCCUCUCUCUAUACUUUCUCCGAUCUCUCUCUCUUGCUCUCCUUUUCCCAGUUUAUUCUCACAGAACAUCACUUGGAAACCUCACAAUUCCAUAUCUUUUUACUAGAUUUUGUUUGUUUUUCUCCUUUUCUUCUUCUUCUUGUAGCUUAAUUCAGACGUCCAACUUUCGGUGCUGCUCGUUCGUUGCAUUUCUCAACCGCUGCUCAAGCAUAUAUCAGAUGCUCCACCUUGACAAAUGAUUUAACUUUCUCACACUUGGUAGCAAAUUUCUUGGAGAACUCUACAUACUAAGAUAGUGGAUCAUCUCAUCUCAUGUGAAAUUUAGGGAUUGGCCAAUUGGUGGCGGAUUAGAUUUUACUUCGGGUUCCUUUUCUUCUAUAUAACAUCGAGAAACAUGCCUUCAUGGUGGAGAGUGUCAUCAUCAAAAGACGCAAAGAAGAAAACAAGCAAGGAUAGUAUCAUUGACACAAUUCGCAAGUUUAGGAUCUCUUCUGACAAAAAAUCAGGUGGUUCCCGGAGAGGUUGCAGUGACACAGUUUCAGAGAUUGGGUCUCUAUCUAGGAUUCAGUCCAGAUCCGUGUCACCUUCCAAAGAAUCCAAACUUGUGGCAAGAUGUCAAAGUUUUCAAGAACGACCUCAGGCUCAACCACUCCCUCUUCCAGUUCUUCACCCUUCCCGUAUGACUCGUACCGAGUCUGGACUCAGUGUAUCCGGAAAACAAAAACAAGAAAAGGGCUCCAAAACGCCUCCCUUUCUUCCACUCCCUCAUAUGCGAACCAGACCAGAUGCAGGAGAUUUUGAUGGAGCAGAUUCUGUUUUUAGUGAAUGUUAUAGUGAUAGUGAUGAUCCACCUGAUUCAAGCCAGCUUAGCCCCUUGGCAUCUGAUUAUGAUACCGGGAGUCGAACAACUGCAGGCAGCCCUUCCAAUAUGAUUGUUAAGGAUCAGUUGCCUGUAACUAAAAGGGAGGUACCAAAACCACAUGAUCAUCUUUUUGAUAAUCACAUCUCCUCUUCACCACCUAGAAGAAAGCCUUUAAGAAGUCAUGUCCCGAAUCUUCAGGUCCCCUCUCAUGGUGCGUUCUUCAGUGCUCCGGAUUCUUCCAUAUCAAGUCCUUCUAGAAGCCCCUUACGUGCAUUUGGAACAGAGCAAGUUAUAAAUUCAGCUUUCUACACCUCAAAACCUAAUCCAGAUUUCCCUUUUCUUGGAUCCGGAUCGGGUCACUGUUCUAGCCCUGGGUCGGGUCAAAACUCGGGUCAUAAUUCCAUGGGAGGUGACAUGGCAGGGUUGUUUUGGCAACCAAGUAGAGGUAGCCCAGAGUGUUCUCCACUUCCUAGUCCUAAAAUGACAAGUCCAGGUCCUAGCUCUAGAAUCCAUAGUGGGGCAGUGACACCACUUCAUCCAAGGGCAGGUGGAGGGGCAGAUCGGUCAGAAGAUGUGAAACAGAAAAGUCACCGCUUACCGCUUCCUCCGGUGGUUACAAUUUCCAAUUCUUUACCCUUCUCUCAGUCAAAUUCAGCAGCCACUUCACCUUCUGUUCCAAGAAGUCCAGGGAGGCCUGAUAAUUUACCUAGCCCAGGGUCAAGAUGGAAGAAAGGGAAGCUUCUGGGUAGAGGCUCAUUCGGUCAUGUUUAUGUUGGUUUUAAUAGUGAAAGUGGCGAAAUGUGUGCUAUGAAGGAAGUUACAUUGUUCUCUGAUGAUGCAAAGUCAAAGGAAAGUGCAAGACAGUUGGGACAAGAAGUUUCUUUACUGAGCCGGUUAAGCCAUCCAAAUAUUGUGCAGUAUUAUGGUUCUGAAAUGGUUGAUGACAAACUUUAUAUAUAUCUGGAGUACGUGUCGGGUGGUUCAAUUUAUAAACUUCUUCAAGAAUACGGACAAUUUGGUGAGCUGGCGAUCCGAAGUUACACACAACAGAUUUUAUCAGGGCUUGCAUAUUUACAUGCUAAGCAUACCAUCCAUAGGGAUAUAAAAGGAGCAAAUAUCCUUGUUGACCCAAAUGGCCGAGUCAAACUUGCUGAUUUUGGAAUGGCAAAACAUAUCACAGGGCAAACAUGUCCAUUGUCAUUUAAAGGAAGUCCUUACUGGAUGGCACCUGAGAUCAUCAAGAACAGCAACGGGUCAAACCUUGCUGUUGACAUCUGGAGUCUCGGAUGUACAGUUCUAGAAAUGGCAACAACUAAACCACCUUGGAGCCAAUAUGAAGGGGUUGCAGCCUUGUUUAAGAUUGGAAACAGUAAAGAACUCCCUGUAAUUCCUGAUCAUUUAUCGGAUGAAGGAAAAGAUUUUGUAAGACAAUGUCUACAAAGGAAUCCACAACAUCGGCCCACAGCAGCCCAACUCUUGGAUCACAGCUUUGUUAAAAAUGCUGCUCCUUUGGAAAGACCACUACUACCCUAUCCCUAUCCGGAACCUUCCUCCGAUCCCAAUGGGGGAAUCGGACAUCCAAGAAACCGACAACUACUUGAUUCCGAUAGACUCGUUACUCAUUCAUUUAGAGCUUCAAGACCAGGUUUUGGUUCCAGUGAUGUUCAAAUACCAAGGAACAUAUCAUGCCCGGUGUCACCAAUCGGGAGCCCACUUUUACAUUCAAGAUCACCACAACACCAACACCAACACCAACACCAACAUGUAAACGGAAGGAUGUCACCAUCACCCAUAUCCAGCCCACGAACCACCUCCGGUGCCUCCACUCCUCCAAUGGGGGGUGGUGGUGGUAAAAUCCCGUUUCAUCAUGUGAACCAGUCGGUUUACCUUCACGAAAUCUCAAAACCAGUCAACAACAUCCCGGAUAUGUUCCGGUCAAAACAGUCACAGUCCCCCGGGAGGCACUUCGGUGGGCUGACCCACGAACUACUUCACGGGGGACACGCGGUGCUGGCAGACUCUGUCUCCCAUCUACUGCUCAGGGACAGAGUUCAUUUCAAACCCUCUUUGGAUCUAAACCCUUUGUGAACUAGGCUACAAAUGUUGUCAUUCUUUGUGAGGGUCCAGGGCCAGGGGUAGAAAUGUCAUUUUCAGUUGAGAUUCAGAGAGAUGUGCACGGUACCCACCAUUUUAAGGUGGGUUUUGCAUAUAAAACAGGAUCUCACAUGUUAUAUCAUCAAUCAAACACAAGAGUAGGAAAUUAGACUGAAUAAAUAAAUAGAGGCUUAGUUUUUUCUUUUUUUAUUUUUGUUGAAAAAAAAAACUGAAACUGCUGUACAUAAAAUGCAGAGUCAGUAUUGAAUUGAAUUUGUGUUUCCUUUAAUUUACUUGGCAAACUGUAUUUAUUAUAUUAAAUAUUAUAUUAUAUUAUCUUUGAGUCA
This is a messenger RNA of Lactuca sativa (garden lettuce), 3367 nucleotides long. RefSeq names its product Protein kinase superfamily protein (gene YDA). The record is from RefSeq and is a predicted model, not a curated record. Gene Ontology annotation, molecular function: ATP binding; MAP kinase kinase kinase activity. Gene Ontology annotation, cellular component: cytoplasm. Lineage: Eukaryota; Viridiplantae; Streptophyta; Magnoliopsida; Asterales; Asteraceae. Gene Ontology annotation, biological process: protein phosphorylation; MAPK cascade.